CAGAUGGUCGGAGGAGUCACCUGCCUUAAUGUUUGUGUUGUUAAUUAUUCUUUCUGACGACAAAUUAUGUGGUUAUGACCCAGAUUAUUUGUCUUGAAACCCCUGACUGUUAUCAUUAUCUUCGCGUGUGGCGUCGGUUCCGUUCGUCUCUAGUCGUCAUGCGAUUUCUGAAGACUGGAGUAAAUUCAGGAUGCCUCUGGGUUUUCUGAGGUUUAUUUUGAGACAGGCACUAUGCCGCGCUCCUCUGCGACCCAUCAGCCUGGUCACUUCACGCCUGCCAAAGAGUCCACCGACCCCGAGGCCUGCAUAUUCUUGCCACAUCGUCUCGCCCUGGAUAAGCGUGUCCUUCUCCACAGACACUAAGAGCGGGAACACCAGCGUGACAGAUAACGUCCAAAAGGGAACUAAAAAGCUGGAUCCGAGAGCACCAGUCACCUUUGGCAGCGUGGGUAGGAAGAUCGGUCAGCGCCAUAUAAAGUUAUUGGGUGAGGAUGGAGAGGAAUUGGGUACAAUGCACCGUGCUGAUGUCAUACGACUGAUGGACGAAAAAGGACUGAGGCUUGUUGCCAUAAAUGACCGCUGUGAUCCUCCGUUGUACAGACUGAUGAAAGGGAAACAGAUCCACGAAGAGCAGAUGAAACUUAGAAACACGGAGAAAGCCAAGAAAGGGCCUGUCCAAUCAAAGGAGCUGACCUUUUCUUCCAGCAUCACCCUUCAUGACUUGGACACUAAAUUGCGGCAGGUUGUCAACUGGCUGGAAAAAAACAACCACGUCAGACUCACUAUCAAAGCAAGAACUGACGGUGGCACACCACUGGACAAAGUCUUGACACAAAUGGUGGAGAGGAUAUCGGUGCCUGUUGGCUUUAUUUCAAAACCUUCCGUGGUUCGUGGAGGUCGUGCUGCUAUGUGUGUCCUUCAGCUGGCUUCGGUCAAAGAACUGCAGAAAAAAGGAGAGACUUCGAGCAAGAAUUUAAAACCUGACUCGGAAACGGCAGCAUCUCUUUGUAACUCUCCUACAGAGGAAACAAAAGACUUGAAGCAACAAUAAAAUUCUAUGCAAAUUUCAA
This is a messenger RNA of Puntigrus tetrazona (Sumatra barb), 1070 nucleotides long. It is a transcript of the gene mtif3, whose product is annotated as mitochondrial translational initiation factor 3. The transcript is spliced from 5 exons. Gene Ontology annotation, cellular component: mitochondrion. Gene Ontology annotation, biological process: ribosome disassembly; mitochondrial translational initiation. The coding region runs from base 191 to 1051 and encodes 286 amino acids. Gene Ontology annotation, molecular function: translation initiation factor activity; ribosome binding. NCBI's taxonomy places the organism in Eukaryota, Metazoa, Chordata, Actinopteri, Cypriniformes, Cyprinidae. The record is from RefSeq and is a predicted model, not a curated record.